This is a messenger RNA of Staurois parvus, 834 nucleotides long. The record is from the annotation of a GenBank genome assembly. NCBI's taxonomy places the organism in Eukaryota, Metazoa, Chordata, Amphibia, Anura, Ranidae.
AUGAUACUAAGUGGAAAUUUAUUAAUAAUAACAUUAGUGGCAACUGUUGACCAGCUAAAAAUUCCGAUGUUCUUCCUUCUCAAGCACUUGGCUACAUCUGAUGUCCUACUGACCACGUGUGUGGUCCCCAUGACUCUGGAGGUCAUUAUUAAAGAUGAAGGAAGAGUAUCACUGGCUGGUUGCAUCACUCAACUUUAUUUUAUAGGUACUUGCAGCUGUUCACAAAGUUUUAUUAUUGCGGUCAUGUCCUACGAUCGGUAUUUGGCUAUUUGUAAUCCCUUACGCUAUUCAUCCCUUAUGAACUCCCAUAUUUUUUCCCAGUUGAUCAUCGGGUUAUGGGUUUUGGUUAUCAUUUUAAUGUCAAGUGAAAUGAUCGUGGAAUUUCAAUUUAAUUACUGUGAUCUUAAUUUUAUAGACCAUUAUUUCUGUGAUUUUGGACCGCUGGUUAAAUUGUCCACCUCCGACAUUUCUGCUUUGAUGCUCCAAGACUUUGUUAUUUCUAUUGUUACAAUAUUUGUACCAUUUACGUUCAUUAUUGUAACAUAUGUCUGUAUUCUAGUCACUAUUCUGAAGAUAUCUUCCAUUUAUGGCCAAAGAAAAGCCUUCUCCACUUGUAGUUCACAUUUGGCUGUGGUUUGUGCUUAUUAUGGAACAUUGAUCACUGUUUAUGUGGUUCCAACUGAUGAGAGCUCAACCAACAUGAAUAAAUAUAGGUCCCUCCUCUACACUGUGGUGUCUCCAUUGAUGAAUCCUAUCAUAUAUAGCCUGAGAAACCAUGAGAUCAAGAGAGCUCUGCAGAAAAUGAUGGCUACUUUUAAGACUUUUGUCAGGUAG